Molecule: messenger RNA, 801 nt
Organism: Plasmodium gallinaceum
Lineage: Eukaryota; Apicomplexa; Aconoidasida; Haemosporida; Plasmodiidae
Gene: ETRAMP
Product: early transcribed membrane protein
Exons: 1
Coding region: 1-801 (266 amino acids)
Source: RefSeq, a predicted model, not a curated record
AUGAGAGUCUCAAAAAUACUUUUUUUUCUUAGCUUUUUUUUGGUUUUCAAUUUAUUAAAAAUAUGCUUAUAUGCAAACCAGAUUUCAUCGAAAAAUUACAGUUAUUUAAAUAAAAAUAAUUAUGAAAUAAAAAAAAAAAAAAAAAAGAAAAUAUUAUCUAUCUGCUUAGGUAUAAGUCUAGCAGCUGCUGCUGCAGCAAUAGGAAUAGGAUUUUACAUGUACAAAAAGGGGUCAAACAGAAGAGGACGUAUGUUAGAUUUUCCUGAUCAUGAUGAAGAAAUAAAACAUGAAAAUGACAAAAAAAAAGAUUUGGAAUAUGAAAAUUUUAAGGAGAUAGUAAUAAAUAAAAUUAAGAAUGAGUUUGACAAUUUAAAUGACAAUGAAAAAAUAAAUAUAAUUAACAAUGACGAUUAUAUAAGAAAUAUUAUUGGAAAGUUAUCACUGGAUAAAAAUGUUUCAUUAGAAAAAGACGUACAAAAACGCCUAAUUAAUGAUGUUAAUUUAUCUCUAAAGAAUAAAUUUCUUAGUUUUUUGAAUAAUAACCGCAAUGUUAAUGUAUUAUUGAAUAUUGAGAAAGCAGCACAUGAAGAAUUAUUAAAACGAUUUCAUAAGUCAGAUGAUAAACAAAAACAUUUAAUGAUUUAUAAUAAUAAAAUAGUAGUUAAUGCUGUUAAAAGUGCUGCAACAGAUAGAGGAUUAAUACUUUCAGUAGAUGAAUUGAAUCCUAUCACCAAUAAUGUGUUUACUAGAUUAGAACCUACAUUUGAUAUAUUUUUACGAAAUCGUAGCAAAAAAAAGUGA